CUGAUGUGUUGUGACGCUGUGGAAAAGUAUCAGUAAGUCAAGUGGGACCUGGACUGCAAAGUAUAUAUAUUUUCUCUGAAGACAUCCUGUAGGAGCUGCAAGUAUUCAUAUUUCAAGAACUGACAUCACUGCAAGUUCUCCAUGGGUCUGCAGGAGCUUGGCAUCAGCCUUUCAAUGACCGGUGUCGCUGGGACCCUUCUGAUCUGUGCUCUGCCCAUGUGGAAGGUGACAGCAUUCAUCGGCACUCAUCUGGUGGUUAUGCAGGUGUUCUGGGAGGGUUUGUGGAUGACCUGUGUCAGUGAAUACACAGGUCAGAUGCAGUGUAAGCUCUACGAUGCUCUUCUGGACCUGUCUCCAGACCUCCAAGCAGCCCGUGGCCUUAUUUGCAUCAGCUUGGUUUUGGAAUGUCUGGCAUUCCUCAUCUUUCUUUUGGGGGCGCGCUGCACCAACUGCCUGGGGCACCCGCAAAUCAAAGCUAGGGUGGUGUUGAGCUCUGGAGCAAUCUUCUGCCUGGCAGCUCUCACCUCUAUAGUUCCUGUUUCUUGGACAGCCAACUCCAUCAUCAGGGAUUUCCACAACCCUCGAGUCCCUGAGGUGCUGAAGAGAGAGCUCGGAGCAGCCAUAUACAUAGGUUUUGUGACAUCUGGGUUGUUGUUCUGUGGGGGAGCCAUUUUGUGCACAAGCUCUCCCCCCCAUAGAGACAGGUUCCCCUCUAGUGGGUACACACUGGCCAAGGCACCCACACGUAGCAGUUACGCCAUCAAGAACUAUGUGUGAAGAUAAGAUUGAAGACUAAAUAAGAUUGAACACACAUGUCAGGGUGCGUCUGAGUGAAUAAAAUGAAUGAAGUUACCACUUUAGAAUAAAUGUCUUGAACUUACAAUCUUGAACUCUUUGGAUAAAAACCUAUUAGUCAUUUGAUAAUUCGAAGAUGGAAGCUAUUU
Molecule: messenger RNA, 944 nt
Organism: Oreochromis aureus
Lineage: Eukaryota; Metazoa; Chordata; Actinopteri; Cichliformes; Cichlidae
Product: claudin-4-like
Exons: 2
Coding region: 142-777 (211 amino acids)
Biological process (GO): bicellular tight junction assembly; cell adhesion
Cellular component (GO): plasma membrane; bicellular tight junction
Molecular function (GO): structural molecule activity
Source: RefSeq, a predicted model, not a curated record